AUGUUGGACGAGAGAGACCACGAGAUCGGCGGCAGCCACGGCGGCGGUGCCGACCAAGGCAUGGGGGCGACGGUCCUGUCCCUGGCGCAAGGGCUGGGCCUAGAGUUCGUUCCCCUCUCCGCCCUCCUCUUCCUCGACGCCCGGGACAUCGGGGCCUGCGGCGCCGCCAACCGCUUCCUGCACAAGGCGGCGGGCGACGAGGGGGUGUGGAGGGCGGCCCGGGACCGGCUGUGGGAGGGGAAGGUCUUCGUGCCGGAGAGCUCGCGCGCGAUGCGGGCAAAGGAGGGCUACAUCGCCAGCCUGCGGGACUCGAAGCGGACCUGGCUUCACGCGGAGGAGCUCACCUCCUUCUCCUGGUGGUUUCGCUUCAAGCAGCAGGCCGGGGAGGCUUGGACCGCGCAGGACCCUUGGUACCGCAACGAAAAGGGUUGCACCAGUGAGCCAGCCAGUAGCGCGGGCCGGGGACCCACCCUACCGCCACGGUGGGGCAAAACCACUGGAGAGCGGUGGCGCGUGCUGCCGUGGCGUCCUUGCGGCGCAGGCGCCGAAGGUGGACUUCAAGCUCGACCACACGGUUCUGCGUCACGGCGACAUGUCGCUGCCCCCCGCGAGGACGAGAGUGCUUUCCAAGGCGUGGAGAAGAACGAGGAUGACGAUGGCGGGGGUGGAUGUUUUGCCGCCAAGGCCAACAUUAGCUGGCGGUUCGUGGGAAGAACGGGAAGGAGAACAGGUCCGACCGGGUCUUUCCUCCGCGUAAGCAUUGGAGGGCGGGAAGUGCCGACGUACAUCGUGUCUCGCCAUCGGUCUAACUGGGGAUUCCUGCUGGAGAGCUGCUGGACGGUGUACACGAGCUGGGAGAUGCCCCCCCGCGAAGGGCCCGACUGUGACCAGUCGCUGUUGGACGACAAGCUCACGGUCACCAUGGAUGAUCAGUGGGAAGAGCGACGCGACUUGAGCCUCUUUGCGGGGUGA
This is a messenger RNA of Ectocarpus siliculosus, 972 nucleotides long. NCBI's taxonomy places the organism in Eukaryota, Phaeophyceae, Ectocarpales, Ectocarpaceae. The record is from the annotation of a GenBank genome assembly.